Messenger RNA from Trypanosoma grayi, 333 nucleotides. RefSeq lists its product as hypothetical. Bases 1 to 333 code for a protein of 110 amino acids. The record is from RefSeq and is a predicted model, not a curated record. The transcript has a single exon. Lineage: Eukaryota; Euglenozoa; Kinetoplastea; Trypanosomatida; Trypanosomatidae.
AUGAUGCGCUGUGGUGUGUGCGCAGUGCCCAUCGCGCCUGGCCGCGGAGGCUUCCGUGGCGCCAGCCACACGGCGGUCUUGACGCUGUCCGGUGUCGUGGUGUUCUCGUCGGUGCGCAGGAUGUGCACGACGCAGGAAGUGUUGAACACCGCGCAGAAGGCCUUGGGGUGCUUGUCGAUGACAGAGCGCAGGGCAACAAUGAAGUCGUUCAGCGGCAUUGACUGGCGGUGGAUGUCGGCGACGCCGCGGUUGCGCGGACUGCCCUUGCGUGUGCCCAGACUCGCGUGCUGGGUGCCCAAGAGCUCCUGCACAUCCGCCUCUCGCAGCGUGUAG